AUGGCCGCACAGCUGCCCAUCCCAGUGUUUACGUCGCUAGAUCAGGCCUUUCCUGACCUCCAGACGGCUGCGGUACAAGGUGUGCGCUACAAGGAAGUCGUAGAAGAGUACGAGAAGCGUUUCGGGCACAAGCCUACGUACAUCGCGCGCGCUCCCGGAAGAGUUAACCUCAUUGGGGAGCACAUCGACUAUGUCCUCUUCGGAGCGUUCCCCGCUGCCAUCGAACGCGAUAUUCUCAUCGCAUGUGGACCCUCCCUGCCUUCCUCUACGUCUGGUGCGGCGGAGACCCUGACUGUUGGUGGUGUACGGGCAGAAAACCUCAACCCCAAGUAUGCCCCGCAGACCUUUGCUCCCAUGCUCAAGACAGCCGGACCAUCCGCACAGGAAGAGGCGGAUGCGGCGAGCACGGUUCAUGCUGAAUCGGCUUGGCACUUGGACAUCAAUACGCGCGAGCUGCGAUGGGAGAGUUAUAUCAAGGCUGGAUACUACGGUGUCCUCAGUCGCUUCUUCCCUGCCGCGCUUGCUGAAACGGACAAGCAAGCUCAUCCUGUCCCCGUCGAUCUCCUCUUCACUGGUUCCGUUCCUUCAGGAUCCGGUCUCUCCUCUAGUGCGGCGAUGGUCGUAGCGUCUACGCUUGCCUUCCUGACCGUGAAUAACAAGCUCGAUGGUGUCACGAAAGGUUCGCUCGUCGAGAUGGCCAUGGAGAACGAGAAACGCGUAGGUGUUAACAGUGGAGGGCUUGACCAAGCCGCAUCUGUCAUCUGCACGCCCCACUCCGCGCUCUAUGUCACAUUCUACCCUAAGCUAGACGCAGAACUCAUUCCGCUCCCUACUCCCCGCACGAGCCCCCGCGCGGUCUUCGUCUGCGCAAACUCCCUCGUCGUUAGUGACAAGGUCGUCAGCGCAAAGUGGCACUACAACUUGCGCGUCGUCGAAACCCUCGUCGGCGCGCGCGUCCUCGCGAACAAGCUCGGUAUCACGCUCGGGCCCAACGAGCGCCCGACGUUCCGCGUCAUCCUCUCGCGCUGGCUCGGCGCCCCAGAGUCCGGGCUCGACGCGGACGGCCUCAAGGUGGGCAUUGAGCGCUUCCUGCCCGAGGUCGAGAAGCUGCGCCCGCCGCGCGAGGGCCGCCCUGCGGGCGAGGAGGGUGUGACGCUGGACGAGAUGGUGGAGCUGAGCGGCUUGAGCAAGGAGCAGUUCCACAAGGUGUACUUGUCGUGGGUCGAAGUCGAGACGGAGUACUUCCAGCUGUACAAACGCGCGCGGCACGUCUUCACAGAGGCGCUGCGCGUGAUCGAGUUCCGCGAGGUGUGCCUGCGCGCGAACGCCGCGUCGGGCGAGCUCCCCGAGGACACGCUCGUCAAGCUCGGGGAGCUCAUGGACCAGUCGCACGAGUCGUGCUCGACGCUGUGCGAGAGCUCGUGCCCGGAAGUGGACGCGCUCUGCCGGCUCGCGAAGAGCGCGGGGGCGUUUGGGAGCCGUAUCACGGGCGCGGGAUGGGGCGGGUGCACGGUCUCGCUCGUUGCAGAGGAUAAGGUGGGGGAGUUCAUCCAGAAGGUCAAGGAGGGGUACGAGCCGUAUAGGGCGUUGGAGGGCGAGAAGCUGAGGGAGGCGAUCUUCGCGACGAAGCCGAGUGCGGGCGCGUUUGGUGAGCUGUUUGUUGCAUUGCUCCUCGAUAUGUGCUCAUGCUGGGGUCAAUGA
Dichomitus squalens LYAD-421 SS1 is the source of this 1701-nucleotide messenger RNA. RefSeq names its product Galactokinase. The transcript is spliced from 8 exons. Gene Ontology annotation, molecular function: ATP binding; galactokinase activity. The record is from RefSeq and is a predicted model, not a curated record. NCBI's taxonomy places the organism in Eukaryota, Fungi, Basidiomycota, Agaricomycetes, Polyporales, Polyporaceae. Gene Ontology annotation, biological process: carbohydrate phosphorylation; galactose metabolic process. Bases 1 to 1701 code for a protein of 566 amino acids. Gene Ontology annotation, cellular component: cytosol.